CACGUGCUCCUAACUUAGUUGUUAAUAUAGUUAAGGUAAAGGUUGAGUAAAUAAGUAAUUUUACCUCAAGCUUUAUUGAGAUUGAGAACAUAACGCAAAGAGCAUUAAGCUGUCAACAUUAUUAAAAAUCAAGAGUUAAUGAAAAAAGGGGCUUAUGUUUAAACUAAUCUUCUCGUGUUUUGAUAACGGUUCGUAUGGAUGUUAAAUUUUUAAGGUUGCUAUUAUACCAGGAUCAUGUGAACUCUUUACAGAUUUAUUCUACGUUGAGAAGAUAGAAAAUAAAUUCACCAAGACAACUUUAAAUGCUUUUAUGAAUGAUGAAUUUGUUGUAUCAUUUCUAAUCUUAACAACCGGAGUUGCUACCCCAUUUUUUAUUAGAAUUGAUGAUGAAAAUAAUAAUACUUUAUGGAGCUUGAGUAUUUUGGAAGUUAAAAUUCCUUUUUUAAUUAUUUCAACAGAAAAUGUUUAUGAAAUUCAAAUAACAGCUAAUGCAUGGAGUUCAAUUGUAAUUUCUAAUUUUUUCAAAACCAGUAUUUCAAAUACCAAUUCUUACAAUUUCUCUAUAGCUGUUAAUGGAACUGUUCAAUUUUCAUAUGAAAAUUUUCACCCAAUGGUAUUCACUGAUGUUAUUUUGUAUACUUUUACUGACUGCAUUUUUCUUUCUCCCUGCAGCUUGGGAUCAAUUAAAAAUCUAUCAAUAUACAGUCAAACACAAGUUUUUUGGUCUCAGUGGAGUGAGUGGUCACAAUGCAAUGAAUCUUUUGUUAUGACUAAAACUCGAUAUUGUAACAGUAAUCAAUGGUUGAAUUGUGUUGGAAAUAGUAGUAAAGUUAAAUCAUGCAGUAAUCAAGUUUUUUGGGCACAAUGGAGUGAUUGGUCAAACAGCAGCAAUUCUUAUGGAUUUAUGAACAGAACAAGAGAGUGUAUUGAUUUAAGCAUUUUAGAGUGGAUUUAUGCUAACCAAUCAGAAUUAUUGGAAUAUUCAGAGUUUUUCAUAAUGGAAAAAACCACUUUAUUGUCAAAAGGAAACCUGAUUACAAUUAUAGAAAGACUUAAUAAAGAAUUCUCUGUGUCUUUUGAUUUAAAUCCAACAUCUAUAGUAAAUGAUCAUUUUGGAAAUGUUAUACAUUUGACUAUUGAAAAUGAUAUAUCAACAUAUGGAGAUAGAAUUCCAGCAGUGUUCUUUAUUCCUGGUGCUUCUAGGUUACACAUUUGUGCAGCAAUUAAUAAUAUUCCUAAUAAUUGUUUAAAUCAAACGUCUGAUUUAAAACUUGGUAUGUGGUCUUCAUUAAAAAUAUCACAAGAGUUGAUAAAAGGAAAAUACAAUUACUCAAUUCAAUUAAAUAAUGAAAUACUUUUAAAUGUUGAAAACCAAGAUGCAAGAGAAUUUUUGAAUGUGAAAGUAUAUGUUUCUGACCCUUGGUUUGAUGCGUCGCCUGCUUAUAUUAGAAAUCUAAAAAUCAUUAAUGGAAAUUCAGCAUUAUGGACACAGUUCAAUGUUCAUUCUAGUUGUAAUUUUUCUGAAAUUAUGAAUAAAUCAAGUAAUUGUAACAGUUCUAGUUAUAAUGGGACGUGUAAGGGGCAUAAAUUUGAAAUAAUUCAAUGGUUAGAUAUUAACAAGUGCACUACCUUAAAUCCAAAUUGUUCUUGGAGCAAUGGAGUAUGUGUGAACACAAAAGGCAGCUUCCUUUGCUCAUGCACUAAUGGAUUUGUUUUGGAUUACAAUAAUGCUAGCUGUUUUGUAUUUUUAGGCUGGACACAGUGGAGCAUUUGGUCAAUUUGUAAUACUUCUUAUGGAGUUGGAUUCCAUAAUAGAACUAGAGUAUGCAAUUCAACAAGUGAUAUUGAUUUGUGUUUGGGCAUCAGUUCUCAAAUAAAUGAGUGCUUAGUUAAGCAAAUAUACACAGACACAAUGUUACUACAAAUAGAAAUACCAAUGAUCAAUUACAUUAAUUUUGCAACUUUAAGUUUUUUAUACGGAGAAUUUGUUGUAUCAUUUGAAGUGUUAUUUACUCAAAAACUUUUUGGAACUUUUCUAUAUUUAUAUAAUUAUCAAGAUAACAUUGUAAUGUUAGAACACAAUUUUAAUAAUAGUGCAAUGCUGGUUAUUUUACGUUCGUUCGGGCAAGUUUAUAGUCAAAAUAUAAAUAUAAAACCAUUUUCAUGGAAUUUAAUCAACGUUUCACAGCAUUUCAUAAACACUAAUACAUAUAACUCAACUGUUUCUGUAAAUGGAGCGGUUGUAUUUUCUACAAAUAAUUCACGACCAAGAGUGUACCCUUCUGUGGAUGUAACAGUUUGUCCUUACUCUUGUGCAUCAGGAUUUAUUAGAAAUAUAUAUAUUACUAGUAAAAAAGAAGCAUCAUGGACAUCAUGGUCCAAUUGGUCAAAUUGUAGCGCUUCUUAUGGCUAUGGUAUUCAGACCAGAUCUAGGGAGUGCAAUAUAUCAAAUGCUGUUGGUUUGUGUUCAGGCAACAAUAUUGAAAUAAUAGGCUGUUAUUUAACUAACACAUAUACAGCAUCAUGGACAUCAUGGUCAAAUUGGUCAAAUUGUAGUGCUUCUUAUGGCUAUGGUAUUCAGACCAGAUCUAGGGAGUGCAAUAUAUCAAAUGCUGUUGUUUUGUGUUCAGGCAACAAUACUGAAAUAAUAGACUGUUAUUUAAAUAACACAUAUACAGAUGUAAACAAAACAUUGUGGAAAGUAUUAAAUACUGUCACUCUUCAAGGAUAUCUUCUAACAAUGAACUUACAGAUUUACCCAACAUUUGAAACCUCAUUGAAUGCUAAUGUAGAGUUUGAGUAUGUGUUAACCCCCUAUUUUAGUUUCACAGCAGAAAAUGUUGUUCAAAGUUUUGUCAAGACUAAUGCUAAUAGAUUAAAGUACAAUUUUAACGGAAUAACAAAUUCUUCUGAAUCGUUUAAUUUCACUUUUACUGCUACUUUUAAUGAUACACAAUGUCCGAAGUCUGGUGUUUUUACAUUUGACAUUCCUUUAAAAAUGAAAGCUCAAGUGGAAUCUGGGAGAAGCACAACAUUAUAUAAAGCAUUCAGAAAGGUGGUUGAAUGUUUUGCAUAUCCAAAAAUUCCUAUUGUUGCAAGUUGGCUAGUUCUUAAAGAAAAUUAUGGUCGUGGUAUUUAUUGGGAUGUAGAUAACUUAAAUAUUUAUGUCUGCAUGAAUCAACAUUUUCCAAGUUCAAAAGUAGCAUGCUACAUCUCAAAUGAUGAAGGAAGUUCAUGGUAUGAACUAGAUGUGCGGAUUGGUUCAGUUCUUGGUCACCAUAUGUUAACCAAAGAGCUCUAUGCAGUUCAUCGUAAUCAAAAAACAUAUAUGAUGUUUCACAACAGCUAUAACAAAUGGUUAUCAAUAACCAAUCAUCAGUUUAAAAAUGCUUCUAGUUACAUUGAUUCUACGAUGCGAAUAAAUUUGGAAGGCGAUUAUAAUCAAAUUCACACUUUAGGACCAAAUCAAUGGUUAGGAAAUGCUCAAGGUUUGUUUUUUCGAAUCCGUGGAAACAAUACUUGGGUAUUACGAAUAAAGUGGCAUUUUUAGAAAUAAAUAUCUUAUCGACGGAUGUUGGUUUCAUGGUUAUUCAAACACAAGUUAUUUUCACCUAUAUACCAACACAUGCUGUUCAAAUAUAAAUAUAAAAUCAACUGGAUACUCUUCAGAAUAAAACGGCAGUCUUACUUUGAUAUUUGAGACUUCUUGUAAACUUUUAAACAUGGAUAUUUUUGGCAUUUUUAGAGAAACUCUAGGUUUCUUAAAAUGUUGUAAAUACAUACUCAUUGUACAAUAUGUUUCACAUGUAAAAAAUUAGAUUCAAUAAA
Messenger RNA from Hydra vulgaris (swiftwater hydra), 3828 nucleotides. RefSeq lists its product as uncharacterized. The record is from RefSeq and is a predicted model, not a curated record. Lineage: Eukaryota; Metazoa; Cnidaria; Hydrozoa; Anthoathecata; Hydridae. Gene Ontology annotation, molecular function: calcium ion binding.